Dentiscutata erythropus is the source of this 909-nucleotide messenger RNA. The record is from the annotation of a GenBank genome assembly. Lineage: Eukaryota; Fungi; Glomeromycota; Glomeromycetes; Diversisporales; Gigasporaceae.
AUGAAUACUUCUGGAGACCUUAGAACAUUAAUAGACGUGGGAGAAAUUAAGGCAUACAGCUAUGAUGAUUUCUCAAAUAUUCAAAUGAUCAACAAAGGAGGUUAUGGAGUAGUUUAUUCUGCAACGCUCAAAUCUAAGGGAAUAACUAUCGCAUUGAAGAAAUUAUUUGCCAAUUUACAUUCCGAUAAAAAGGCCUUUAAAGAAUUUGUAAAGGAGGUGCAACUUCUCCGUAAAGUGGAUCAUCACCCUAUACGCGAAAUUUUCCUAAAUAUACCUAGCGGUCUUCGUGAAGAUCCAAAUCCUGCUGAUAAAAAAUUCGACGAAUAUAUUCUUAAAACCGAACAACGCAUUUCUGGUUCAAAUGCAAAUAUUGCAAAUCUGCUCCAAGAGUUCAUAAACCUGUAUAUUAAGGAUAUGGUUACUAAUUCUGAUGAUACUGUAAAUGACACAAUUUUAGCAUAUUUUUAUAUGCAAGAGUUUGGAACAAUUAAAGACUAUAAGGAAUGUUUAUCUUGGUGUAAAAAAGGUUGUGAGAAAAAGGAUAUUUAUUCUUAUUAUGAAGCUGCAUUUUGUCAUAGAUACAGUCUUGGUACUUCUGAGGAUUAUAACGAAGCUUUUUGCUAUUUUAACCUAGCGGCAAGUGGCGGAAUUUUAAAGGCAAAACGUGAGCUUGCCAUUAUGCAUAUGAAUGGAAUGGGUUGCGAAGAAAAUGAAGUUAAGGCGUUUUAUUUAUUUAAAGAGGCCGGUGAACAAGAUAAAAUAGCAUUUUGUAUGGUUAGUGAUUGCUAUUAUGACGGCGUUGGAAUAGAAAUAAAUUUAAUUGAAGCUUUAAAUUAUUACAAAAUUUGUUGGAAAAAAUGGAAAUACCCAAAUGCAAUAAUACGAAUACCUUUAAUAGAAAAAAAACUG